CGAUGUUUAUGUGCGACAACGCGACGCAAAUAACACAGUUUAUCUUUAUAUCGUGUUCUUUUUCCUUUUUCGCGAGCCAGUGAUCAAAUAUUUUGAUUAGGAAUGACGUGUCAAUUGGUGGGGCAAAAUUUAAAUUUAAAAUGUAAAGUAGCAUUUCUGCAAAUGGGCUAAGAAUUCUUUGUAUUUCUCGAGCAUAGAAGCGAAAGUAGUGGAGCAACGUGUGCGGAAUACGCGUAGAAAGUACGACGUUUGUCGAGAAGAAAGUGUCAUCGUCGAGUGUCGUUAAAUGGCCAGGGAGUUUGAAACACGAGAACAGGCGAUUUAAUAGGCGGAGGUAAGAGUGGAAGAGAAACGACCGAAAGAGAGGAUCGAGCAUAGGUCAAAGGGGGAAUGAUAAUCAAGGAUACAGGUGUUAGAUCGAGUGACCUGACAGACGACGGUGAAUCGCUCAGUGUUCUCCAAAGGGCGAGGAAGUAUCGACAGAUUAAUCGUCGCGUUUUACGACAACGGAUGUCGGAAUGACGCGUCGAUCAAACCGUGGCAGGGCAGAGGGCGUAAGGACUUCGUUAAACGGGGAAAAGUGAUACACGUCGUGGUUGUGCCGGACAAGGCGGAGAAGAGUUCGAUAGACAAGGGAGAAACGAAAGGAAGAAGCGUUGGUGAAUUGUUGGAUCUUUUACACUUAAGAAGUAAUCGCGGGCUCAUUGUCUCAGCAUCCUCCAACAACGACGGAUAAUUCGCGAUGUCGUUACUAUGAGAUCCAUAGACUCGAAACUUCCUUAUACCUGACAGUUUUUUUCACGAAAUCAUUCGAUCACGUGUUGUUCGUAAAGAAGGCUGAAGCGAUUUCGAUAAAACGGUGGAAGAAGUAGCGAAGAACUUGAUUCUGCCAGACAGAUCCGCAAGGACGUGCCACGAACGAGGUCAAGGUUAAUCGAGCGGAAGAAAGAGAGAGAAGAACGGUGAUCGUUUAACCUCGAGAAAAGAUCAUUCUCGUGUGGUUUGAGAGAAAAAGGACGGUAGCAGAGGAAGCAGCUGUUCGUCUGUGCGGAAGAACGGCACAGGGUUGAUAAGAAUAGAGGGGUGCGUGGUGAAACGCGACGAGAGGGUGAAGUGAAGGUGUCCCCGUGGGGUGCCAGAGUGAGCACGAUAGCACCUCUGGUACCCUCGGCCGUGGGUCCCGAGGGGACGGACGCCAUGGCGGCCUCUUCGUCCUCGUCGAGCGGCGAGCAACAGUACUCACUCAGGUGGAACGAUUUCCACUCGAGCAUCCUCAGCUCAUUUCGUCAUCUCAGGGAUGAGGAGGAUUUCGUGGAUGUGACCCUGGCAUGCGACAGUAGCAGCUUCACCGCGCACAAGGUCGUCCUCUCUGCGUGCAGCCCUUACUUCCGCAGGCUUCUCAAGGCGAAUCCAUGCCAGCACCCGAUCGUGAUCCUGAGGGACGUUGCCUCGUCUGACAUGGAGUCGUUGCUGCGUUUCAUGUACCACGGCGAGGUUCACGUGGGUCAAGAGCAGCUGGCCGCGUUCCUGAAGACGGCGCAGAUGCUGCAGGUUCGAGGAUUAGCUGACGUGAACAGCGGAGCUGCCACGGCCAAGAUUCCGCCACCGCCAUCGUCGGCUGGCAAUAAUGGUAGCGCACCGGCGACGCCGCGCAAUCCUUGGCAAGACAACGGCAGAGGAGACUUAAACGAGGGUGGUUUGAGCCCACCACCGGAGAAGAGACCCAGAAGUUACAGUCCACCCCUGGGCAAUCAUGUCGAACAAAAGUCGUCAGACCUCCAGGAGUCGCUGUUGGGCCAGGCUCUGGAAGGAGGACCCACGAUACACACAGCCUCCACCAACAAUGUACAGGCACAGUCUACCGGCGAGGAUUCGAAUUCGAUGUCGGACAACGAGGAGGAAAUGUCAAACAACGAUAGUAUCCUGAAUUCUGUGAAAACCGAACCAAGCGACAUCCCGAAUGACUCUAUGGAGCAUCAUCGUAACUCGUUUACUUCGACUUUUUUGGGAAUACCAGGACUGAUACCAGGCCCGUCCGGGAUCCAUGCGGCGAAUCAGGAUCCGAAUUUCGGCCGACGCAGUUUGGACAUGCUUCGGGUACGCGCGACAGAUCCACGGCCCUGCCCGAAGUGCGGCAAGAUCUAUCGAUCUGCCCACACGUUGCGCACCCAUCUGGAAGAUAAGCACACGAUCUGUCCGGGAUAUCGUUGCGUGUUGUGCGGAACCGUGGCGAAAUCGAGGAACUCCUUGCACUCCCACAUGUCCCGACAGCAUCGUGGCAUCAGUACCAAGGAUCUACCGGUGCUACCGAUGCCCAGUCCGUUCGAUCCCGAUUUGGCGUCGCGUCUGUUGGCCAAGGCGGGUGUCAAGGUGAGUCCCGCGGAGUUGCGAGCUCGUGCCAGUCCCACGGGACCGAGGCGAGGGGACAUGAGACUGGAGAUACCGCGCGGAGGCGCGCCGUCCGAAGCAGGGAGCAGCGUGUGCGGGGGUGACGAUCCUGAGGAUCUCACGUUACCUCUGAGCCUCAGGUAUGGAUCACCCACGCCCAACAACAACACUGUGAUCACCAAAGUGAGCGGUAGUAACAGUAGCAGCAGCGCCAAGAACUCUACCGCAACCGCGAUAGCGGCUAAGUCUUUGGACACGAUGCACGGUAGUCGCGAACCGAAUACGGCGCCUCUUCAUCCACCCGGACACCUACAUCCCGGUCACCAUAAUGCCAGCGCGACGGGAUCGGCGAUUCUAGACACUUACCUCCAGUUUAUCGCGGAGAAUUCGGGACUGACGACGAUGGGACUCAGUCCGGAACAAGCCGCCGCGGUCGCAGCUGCUCACGCGGCCAAAAUGGCACACAUGAGCGCGAUGGAUAAGCUUGGUGGACGCGGGAUCGAGGAUUAUCCGAUGAUCGGACGAGACGAAGGUCGGGGACCCGGGGUUGUGCACGAGGAUCGUCAGGAUCUGUUGCAGGACAGGCACGGUGUACUGAUGGAGGAGGGCGAGUCAUCCGGCGGCGAGGAGGACGAUUUCAGCGACAACGAGGAGCCGGAGAUCGUGAAAGCUGAAUAGACGGACGCGCUCGCCGGGAACUUGUGAACCCGAAGAGUUCGUGACACGUGACCCGAUUAGAAGAAGUGCUUCGAGACGUGGCCCGGUUCCUGUCGAUCCGGGCGUAGUCUCUGUUCACAGUCAAAUCCAUCCACUACCUCAGUAGAGACUUACUCCUGUUUUCUUUUGUCGCGAGAGAUACAGUUUUCCAAAGAAGAAUGAAGACGACGAUACGAGUUGUACGGUACGUUUGGUCGCGUCCCGACCGAUUUGGGGAUUCAAGCCAAUGGUGGAUUCACUUUUAGUCCAAAAGAAAUCUACAUUGCACCCGACUACACACUCUACACGACAUACACACAUCCACACGCGUGUACACAUAUUUUACCCUCCCCCGUUAUAAUAUUCCAUCUGUCUACCUCAAGUGAACAACACGAUGAAACGAUAUAGUGAAUAAUUACGAUAAACGAAUCUCAUUGACGUUUUUUACCAAUUUUCUCACGAGCCUCGAACGAGAGAAAGAGAACAGAAUCGAGAAGCCAGGUAACGCCAGGGCAACUGUUUAUUCUUUUUAUUUUCUAAAGGUUUAAAGAGAAAACGGCGAGCAUCGCGAACACGCGACUCCCGAGAAGAUAUUAUUAUUAUAUUAUAUUAUUAUUAUUAUUAUUAUAUUAUUAUUAUUAUAUAUGAAUGUUGAGGACAAAUAUAUAUUAUCUAGAUUUAUAGAGAAGUUAGUGUACCACGACACGUACGUACACGAAUACACAGGAUGAGAGAGAGAGAAACCACACGCAUUAUAUUUAACGAGUAGAACGGAUACGUGUAGCGCUAGGGUUAGCACAUCCCUUAAUUAUAUUUUUUAGACGCGUGCACUUUGGAAAUACACGGCAGUUACAUACACGAACAGACGCAAACAUUUAUACACAAACGGAGAACACAGGAAUAGGAAUAUUAGAGAAGAGCAGAAGACACGUGUCUUCGAUUGAUGAUCGUCACGAUCAUCGAGAUUGUUAAUUGUCUACUCGUUUUAUCGUAGGUGAAAGAGGCGGGAACGAUGUCAGUGUAAUUCAUCCGUCGAUUGGCGAACGAGGGAUCUUUCGAGCGAUUCGUGAAAAUGUUUAGCGAUCAAAGUGAACGCGACAAAUGCCGUUUCUGAAUCGCAUGAAUUAUUUAUCGCAUGCUAAUCGACACGAUAAUUCUCCUGGUAUUUGAAAACAAAGCAGGCGAAAUAGCGCGCGAACUUGGAAAAAUGCCUCGACCCUCUUGUCGUACCCUUUCGUCGUUCCACGGUCCGCGUGAUCUUUUUUCUACUUAAUCGGCCUCGAAAUACACUCAAGGGCUUGCCAUGACUCUCUAGUACUUAAGUUUUCAACUUUGACGUUGCUUUUUCAUUCUUCGAGACGAUUAUUUACACCGCGGACGAAAUCUUCUUACUUGCUCCUGCAUCGUAUACUUACGACUCGGGACAAAUAAAAGAUCCAGCGAGAGGGAACGAUACGGCGUCGCGAUAAAACGAGAAUCACCCAGCAUCUUUUUAUUUUCGUUCGUUCCCUUUGGAACAUCCAUCGAAUUUUUCCUUCCGCAUUCUUGAACGUGUCAUUAGACCCUGACUCAUCUCUCGAUCAACGAUCUCCCUCCACUUUGCGUUAUUUAUAAAUCGUUAAUGUUUGUUUUCACGCGUGAAUCCUCGGCCGUGAUUCUCGUUCUUCGGUGACAAUGGAAAGAAAAAAAAUCGAGGCAAGUGUUUCUUUUUUAGUGGAAAUAACGAUUCGAAUCAUCGCGCGCGAUUUCGCGUCCAGGCUCGAGUGUAAUCUUAAAAUGGUUCCUACUAAUGAAUAUUCAUACACGAGCUACUUUGAUUUACGAUAUACCUUGAUAUAGAUAUAUAUAUAUAUAGAACAUGUAUGUGUGUAUAAAUAAAUAUAUACACGCAUACAGGUAUACCUAAUUUAGAUACGCCUAGAGAAAAGAGAACUUAGCAAUACGGUAGUUACGCAGCGUGGUUUGAACGAAGAUAAUUUCUUCCGUUUCGUAUUCUUCAUUAUUAUUAUCGACAUUAUUAUUAUUCUUUUGGUUUUUACGAGUGUGCGUGUAAGGCAGAGAGUGACAGCGAGCAAAUGAGAGAGAAUCGAUUAAAUGGCUGACGACUUAACGAUUGAGAAAUCUUAACGAUAAACCACUCUGCAGGUGUUAGAGACUAUCUCGUCUAGAUUAGUAGGUUGUACACAAUACUCGGAGUAUACUAACCCCCAUUCUUUUUUUCUCUAGCCUGUAAGAGAAUUUUACUCGAUGGAAAAAGAAAAUAACAGACAGGGACUCUCAUUGUCAGUGAUUUUGCUGAUCACUGACACACGCGGUAUAUAUCAUUCGCAGGCAUGCUUCAUAUAUCUCGUGCGAGACGAUACGUCCGAAAUAAAGUUCAGCAAAUCAAAAAAAAAAAAUAAAAAAAAAUAAAAUAAAAUCGACCGUGGAUCGCGUGCGGACCGAGGGAAAAUUUUGUUCGGCGACGGAAAACUCACCCCCUUGCUUUAGCUACUUAAAAUAAUUUCUAUCGACGGCAAACGAUAAUUUCUUUGAGACAAUAAAAUUGUACGAACGUAUUAGAAACAUUAGAAAUACGUUGUAUGAUCGGAAUUAUCGGAUCGAUGGGGUGAGUUCGUCGGCUGAUUCGCGAGCUUUUCCGAAUUUUUUUAAAACUUUAUAUCGUAUGUACAUAUGAAAGGGUAAUUGUAUACGAUUGGAACACUUGUAUACGAAUCGUCGUGAAAAUCACGGGACAAGCUCGGGCUUGGUGAUUUUUGGACGCUUGUUAUCGACGAAAUUUUGAAGAUCGUAUCUCGCAUUUCGCCGCGGAUCCACGAGCUCGUUUUAGGGAAGAGAAUAAUCGAUCGUGACGCGAAUCCGGAUCUAAUCGGUACAAAGAAACCACUUCUUGCCUUGAAAAAAAGCUCUCUAUAAAUGUUAUACGGAUCGGGUAAUCGUGUCGCGAGACAGAAGUUGGAAAGGAACAAAUGGAAAAUCGGAGAAAGAGCAAAAUUUUCAUAGAGUACAAAUUUAUCCACGGUGUUCGAAGGUGAAUCUUGAAAGAAUAAACACCGAUCGAAGGAGGAAGCUUAAAGAAGAAAAAAAGCACGUUUCGCGUGAAAAUCCACGUAAAUAAUUAAUUGUACUUCGAAGAAUUUUCCUUUUUUCCUUUGUCAUUUCGUUUUUCAUCUUUUCCUCGCCACGGUUAGAGUGUCUCCCACUAUAAAAUCCCAUGACGAUCAACGAUCGAGCAUGCAAAGUUGAUGGAACCCAACAGUGAUCUCGUCGAUAGACUUUCUUCGUCGUUUUUUUUUCUUUAUUUUUCUGUAUCUUUUUUUUUAACUGUACGGAUAGAAAAGCGACAGACCGUCGCAUGAUAUACAUAUGUUACACGUAUACACACGCGCACACACGUAUACAGAGACACACAAAAAAAAACACUAAUUACACGAGUUUUAAGCAAGAAUAUAUUACAUAAUUACAGGGUUGACGGGGUGCGUUCGUAUCUCCCCUCAAAGUGACAGAUUUAACCCCCUCCCCUCAGAUCAUAGUUUUCUACGACAGUAUUUAUAUAGUUAUAUAUAUAUGUAUGUAUACAAACAGAUGAAUUAUAUGUAUAUACGAGAUGUACAUAUACACGUAUUUUUACACGAACGUUUCAGCGACGGUGCCCCGUCACCCCGCGCAUAGGGGUUGCAUCCCCACGAUGAAUGAUAGUCCGUUGAACAUAGUUCGCAAUAGUCACUUGGAAUAGAAUACCACCAACUACAGUAUUGCAAUAGUUGUUAGAAUGACAAUCGUGUGCGUAGCCAUCAAACGCUCCCGUCCGAGGGCAUCGAUCGAUCACCUUUCUCCCCGGCGUCUGGCGAACAUUUCAUUUUUCAAUAAAAUUGUACCAACACUUUCGAAUGAAACGAAAAGGGUUAAGCAAGGUUAACCCGAAUAUCUCUUCGAGGAUGAAAUGAUCGCGAUUUCAGACGACUCGAAAGGGGUAGAAACGAAAGGACGGCGGAAGAACGCACGACAGAACUUGUCGACGAUAAACAGUAGUGGUGAACGCGGUUCUCGGUACAACGAUAAAAGACCGGUGUGUCGUAAAGACCGAAUCGUACGAGUGCACACUCGUGCGUGGCAUUACGGUGAUUAUAAAGGCGGAUUAACGACGCCGUAAACGCGGCAAGCCUUUCACGAAUUGUCGGGCAGGCAGCUUUCGAACGUCGGGGUGUCCUUGGGGUGAAUGCAAAUAAGCGCCCUGACCGAGGGGUGCCAGAAUGGUCUUAACUGUACGAAGAAAAUGAUCCCAGAGAUAGGACUAAAUUUCGUUUCAAUAAAAAUAAAAAUAAAAUACAAGACUGCCUAUAAUUAAAAUUUCUUUGUUUAUUUCGAAUUAAUAAUAGAAGUUCUGUCGUGCGUGAUUCUUGAAAAUCAGCAGGAUUUGGUGAAAAUUGUAUGAAGGGGAGCGUGUUGCCAUCUCAGGUACUCGAACACCGGCACGAUUAAAUAAUGCAUUAUAUAAAUGUAAUAACAAACUCAGGAAAUCUGAAGCAGCCAGGCCGUGAUACUAUACUUAUAGAAACUACUACUACUACUACUACUGCUACUACUACUACUACAGGUGUGAUUCUUGCGUUAAUCGGGCGCUCGGGUGAUUCGCGAGCCAGCGUCUAUAUUCUGUUUUGUUUCGUUUGUUUGUUUGUUUCUUGUUUGUUACGAGAUUUUACACUGGCAAGUGGCAAGGCGUGUGCACACCGUAUCCGCGUGCAUCGACGUGUGAUCGAUGAAAUUGAAUCGAGCUUUUUGUCAACAUCGAUACUCGCACAUUUUAAUUAAAAUUACUUUUAUUUUCCUCUGUCGCUCUCUUUUCGUUAACAAUUAUCAGAAUUAUAAUACCGUCACAAUAUUUUGCAGCUCGAAUUUAUUUCACGAGAAACACGUCACGAUCAUUAGGAUACGAAAAAAAAAGAGGAAAGAGAAAUAAUUGUGAAAAUCACCACAGCUACCUCCAUGUUAUUAAAUAUCAGUCUUCUUCUCGCGCUAUACUCACGCUCAUAUUUUACCGAAAGUUUUACUUUUACGACGUCGAUUCGUCCCCGUAAACCACGUCUCCGUAUCGUGUAUAUAUUAUAUACAUAAUUAUAUAUAUACACAAUGUUUAUACAUAGUCAGAAGCGCGAGAGAUAAAUAUAUAGCUUCCACGGAUUAUAUAGGUUUAAGAAUUUGCCUCCUUGCGCGGAACAGUCGAGCCUACGCGGUAAAAAACGAAGCAAAUAGAAAAGAAAUAGAAAAGCAUAUGAGAAAUCAACAAGAAAGAAUAAAUACAAUAGAGCUACCUCAGUUUAACGAAUGCAUUAUUAAAAGUUAGCGGACGAAUUGAAUUCACUGCCAAAACGCGAUCGGCCCGAGACUGUUCCGCGAGCGAAAUGUGCUGAAUUCCAAAAUCACAAUGCAAUACGUUGUACUUACAGUCGUUUUUACGCGUUGACUCGUCGAUAUAUACCGGUUAGUGAUUUUACUGCUGCAUCGAGAGAGAAGAAAUAAUCAUUUUUUUUCGCGUGAGCGUGUUUUAGUGUGAUGCAUUAUGAUGUAUACAUCGCGUGAGAGAUACUGUGAGAAUGUUAAAAAUCAGUGAGAAAAUGUGUCGAAUAAAAAGAAAAUGUUCGGAUGGCCUCCUACUAUACGCAUAUAAUUAUAUAUAUAUAUAUUAUUAUUAUUAGAAAGUGAGAAAAAAGAGAAAAAAUAUAAAAUAUACCUAUCUACGUGAUAUUUUACAGAGAACAUAAUCAGGGAUGCGUCGUAACAAUAUGCAUAUACAGGGUGGGCCACGUAAUUGUUUCAAGUCAUAACUCCGUUAUUAGAGCAUAAUGGCUGGAAGAGCACUACAUCCAUAAGUCAUUAGAUUUUUUUAAGUGCAAACAGUGCAUGUGCGAUUAAUAAUUGUAUCAUUUUUUAAAAUGAAAAUAUACGAAUGUAGUGCUCUUCGUGCCAUUUAUCUUUCUCCUUUGGCAUUUUUGGGUGAAUACGCUAAUAACGGAGUUAUGACUUGAAACAAUUACGUGGCCCACCCUGUAUAUAUAUUAUUAUUAUUAUUAUAUAAUAGAGUCUUUCUAGUGAUAGAAACCAUAAACUCCUAACUUAUUUUGUAAUUCACGUCGGAUCUGAGGAAAACACGGUCGCGUGGCGAAACAAAUAAGCGUGCAAUCACUCGACGUACGGUGUGACUCUUUAAUUUUUUAUUUUAUUUCGAAAAGAAAUUAAAAAAGAAUUGUCGCUCCCGACAAUUUAUUGAUCUAUGAUUUUUAAUAACGACCCGAACGGAGGAAACUCGAUGAAACGUUUAUUAAAGUUCGAUCUGAUGAUCUCCAAGGAACAUCGAAUUUUCUUUUUCUUCUUUUUUCUCGUUCGUUCUCGUUAAUUACUUCGGAGACGAUGCCGCGAGAAAGGCUAAUUAAUUUCACCCCGAAUCGAUCAACCACGCGAUCGUCACUAUGAAUUUUACCUUCUAACGAUACUAUUAAAGUACCAGUCAAAUCCUCAAAAAUGAUUAUAAUUUUAUCGUAGCUUCCUCUGUUUAACACGUUGCGUUUUUUCAAAAAUUGCUCGUUCGUCACACGAUGACUAAAGUGAUAAAUGUGCACGCCGUCUCAUCGACUCGCUCGUUAUAAUAUCUUCAGUCGGUGAUUAUCGUUGAUGACGAUAGCAUUGAGGAAAUUGAAAGGCGAAAUAAAUAGGCGAGUGAGCGAACGAAAAAGGAUUAUAAAGCGCGAAAGUUUAGCAUAUCUAGACGUGUUUCGAUUUCGUCAAAAAAGGAAAAAAGAGACGAUCAUCAUUUAAUGAUCCACUCAUCAGCCUCGUCAUCGAGACACACAUCUCGUUCUUUACUUUUUACGGUUAACUAUCAUUAAGGUGCUUCAAUAUUGUUACGUUUUUUUCUUUUUUUUUAUUACCGCCAUUUUAAGAUUAAUGUUAUUAUUAUCAUUAUCAUUUUCAUUAUUAUUAGCUUCGAUAGAUCGUGUUAGAGGGAUAUGUACAUCUGUCUCCUGGCAGGGAUUCGAAAUCUGUGAGACGAACUUCAUUUUUAUUUCGUGGCCAUUCUGUUAAUUGUAAUUUCAAAUGAAAGAGAAUGAUUUUUACGCUUGAAUUUUUCAUUUUUCUUUUGCUUUCGUUUGUUUUGAUGUUGAUCCGCCAACGAGACAGAGGCAAAUCUUUACUGUACGUGAACGAGCCAGUAUGUCAGAUAUUAUAUCCCGUCUUUCCUUCCCUCGAUUCUAUACUUCUCGUCUUCCUUUCUUCUUCCUUUCUUGUUUGUAAAUAUCAUAUAUAUUUAUCUAUUAAUUGUUCCCAGUCCAAGGAUCCUUUCAGUUUCCUAUCUUCUUUUUUUAAUGAUCCUUUUACUUUGUUCUUCCUUUUCUCCUCGCACGUAAAUACGUUACUACUUUAUGUUCUUUACGUUACUUUUUUUGCCAUUCUUAGCAUGUAAGCCAUCCAACUUGCCAAUACGAUUACAAUAAAUAUGUUUAGAAAGGAGAGACAUUGUAAUUGAGUUUAGUUUAUGCCCAUUUAUUUCAGUUCCUUCUGUUCUUGUUCGGUCGCGAAGUGUAAGUAUGUAUUUUUGUGGGGUGUGUUUGGUUUUGUGAUUUUCGAGGCACGGGUAAGUCUCUAACAGAAACACAACAUACACAUACGAAUUCAGUUUCUGAUAGUUAUUAUAAAAAUUCAAUAAUUUAGACAUCAACUUUUCGUAAUCAGACACGCUAUAAUUUCAGAAUACAUAUUAUCGUUUCAUUUUCCAAUUUGCUCCACUUGAUAUUUUAUGAAUUUAAUGUAAUAUCAAUAUUACAAUACUCGAAUUUCUUUUUUAAUUACUGAUUUACAUUAAAUAUGAAUGUACACAUUUUUGUAUACUUAAUUUUUAUCAGAAACUUAAAAUCACACCGUACGUCGAUUGCCCUCCACACGUAAUCAGUGAUCCACCGAACUGCAAUCAAAUGUCUCGAUCAAAGUACAAAAUUACCCGUAAACUAGACAUGUAUGCGUGGAAUCCGAAUGAUUUCGAUUCGAGAAACAAUAAAUACAAGAAAACACAGUUAUUUCAGAAAGAUCAUUCGAGAGGAUACGGAUUUUGUUACGUUUAAAAGCGAUUCACGCGUAACCGAUGAGCUCGGUAAACGUGUAGCGAAUGCGUUUUAUCGCCGUUUAUUAUUUAUCGAGGCUGGCCGUGUCGAGGAAUAAUGGAUCGGACCGGAAAUUGCCUCUAAUACGUUCGAGAGCGUGAAACCGACACAGAAUCGUACAAGCACCCGCAGUGCUUCGUUGUUUGAGAGGGACGAAGCAUAGAGUGAUAGAUAUACGCGUGUAUGUGAAGGAAAAGAAAAAGUAGUAAUAAUCUUAGCCAGAUUCUUUGCGUAACGUUCAUGUUAAUCGCGUCCAGUAUGUGUGUCCAUUCUAAUCACGAGAUCGACCGGGAGAGAGGCUUAGAGACAUGAAUUCCGAUCGUAAAAUUGGAAACACUCGUCUACGAGGAUAUAAAUUAUACUCUUGUCUUUUAUUGCGGCUCGUUUCGUCCUCGUGGUCGUUACACGAAAUACGCAGAGUGUAUUUAGGUACCGUUUGGAUCAUCCCGAAAUUCGAAAUAUCAUUAGGCGAUUGGAUAUUAUUUGCGCAUAAUUUUUUCAAAAUUUACCGCAGCGACUGCGAAUUUCCUUCUGUCACAUUCCCAAAAAAUGUCUACAAUAUCCAUCAGAUGGUAGUUUCCCUAGUAUCUCUGCGUUGAUUCUCAUGGUGGCAAUCGAUCGAACGUAAUAACGCGUCGUUUAAAGCGUCGAGAAAGGCGGAAUUUAGGGUCGAGGCGCUGAUUCGAGGAUCCGAAGCGAGUCAAAGAGAAAAGCUCCGCUUUAAUACGGAUGCGCGCGACGUUUUCAUCGAUUCGACGUCGCGUAUUUCACGAGCUAGCGUUUCCUCCUCGUGAAAACGCGUUGCCCCGCGAAGAACCUGACCAAUCUUCCCAUGAAACACCGAGUCGAUGAUCCUUCGUUUGAUCAACGAGACGUUUCCGUAACGAGCCACGCAUUUUUCACAUUUUUCGCGAUACAAAUCGGCGGAAGUCGCUGGACUUCCUCUCGCGGUCGCCCUCGAGGAUUUCGAAGAUUUCUUACGUUGCGUUGCUCGGUGCCUUCUUACGGCCUGUUUGUACGGAACCUGCAUCAUUGAUUCGUCCAUUUCACGAGGAUUUAUUAUACUAUUUAUUCUUUAGUUUUAUAGAACGUAAGUUGUUAUAAUGUUAGGUUUAAUAUUUCACAUAUUUCGUUUAAAGGAACAUUUACGCAGUUCUAAUUUAAGGUGUUUCAUUUCUUAUUACUUUGGAUGUACAUUUUUAAAAGACGAAUCUAGUACAUCAGGCGAUCACAGUUCCUAUUUUGCUCCCAGCAAAUUUUAAUAUAAGGCACUACGUAUGUAUGAGUGAAAAAAAGAAGAGAGUAUAUCUGGUUAAGGUAUGAUACGAUUAUACAAUAAAAUAAUAGAAUAUUGUACGUAUAUUGUAACGAGAAUCUACGGUAUGUUAAAAUAAACUAUAGUAUAUAUGUAUACACGUGCGAUUAACACACGAUUAAUAAUCGUAUUUUAUAACUGAAGUAUCACGAAAUGCAAAUCUUUUCCCUGUGCAAAGUUAGAUCAAGUCAUAGCAUUGAAAAAGAUCAUUUAGGGUUGUAAAUGUUACUUGAAGUUAUACGAUUGUUGAUACUCGUAAUGUCUGCUAUUCGUAGUAGUGUACGAAUUUUUCUUUUAUUUAUCUUUUUAUUCAGUAUCUUGUUCGUGUAGUUCGAUAGGUUCACAUUUGUAUAUAUGGGAAUUGUAGCAAGACUAAUAAAACUCAUGAAUCAUGUGCUAUAA
This is a messenger RNA of Osmia bicornis bicornis, 12954 nucleotides long. Its product is annotated as protein abrupt. Lineage: Eukaryota; Metazoa; Arthropoda; Insecta; Hymenoptera; Megachilidae. Gene Ontology annotation, molecular function: protein binding. Gene Ontology annotation, cellular component: nucleus. The transcript is spliced from 8 exons. The coding region runs from base 1198 to 3066 and encodes 622 amino acids. The record is from RefSeq and is a predicted model, not a curated record. Gene Ontology annotation, biological process: regulation of transcription by RNA polymerase II.